CUGGGUGAGUCAUAAAUACACGGCGCAGGGCUGAAAGCUGAGACUGUUUACAGCGACUUUGCAGCGGCCUCCAGCGAGCCAAACUGCCGUCCCCCGCGCAGGGCGUGCAGGGGCUGGGCUGUACAGCGCGGGUGCCGGAGGGGGAUCCCCGCUGCCGCGCUGGCGGUACCUGCGGCCGGCGAGGAGAGAAGAGGGGGAGGCUUUCCCGCUGCUGUGCGUCCGUCAGUCCGUGGCGGCGGGCGGCCCGCUGCGGCCGGGGCCGGUGGUGGCCGCGGCGGGAGCGCGGAGGAGCGGUUCUGGGGAGGGAUGAGCCGCCGCGGGGCCAGCGGGUGCCGCAGGUCUGCGCCGGCGGCCGCGCAGCGCACGGGAUGUCGGGCCGGUGACUUCAGCCGGGACAUAUUUGGAGGCUCCGCGGGGUCCGGUGCAGGGGGCCAGCGUGUGUUUGGGUCUGAAAGCGAAUCAGCGGAGGGCGCGUCACUGCCAAAGGGCCCUAUAAAUCUAUCUGCGGCGCCAAGUCGCCCUGGCAAAGUCCCCGCGUCCGGCUCCGCGCUCCCUCUCCCACCACACUACCCUCUUGGAUCUAAGCUUUCGCCCCAACGGGACCCCCGAUCUGGAGGAGGAAGCAUCGCUGCUGCUGCUACCGGCUCUACAAAUCCCAGCGCCGGCCUCUGACUCUCCCAGCAGGCUGAGGGGGGUGGUUUGAUUAUUUAAUUUUUUUCCCUCCUCGGCUGGGGUGGUGUUUUUUCGUUUUGGUUUUUUUUUUUUGUUGGUUGGGGGUUUUUUUGUUUUGUUUGUUUGUUUUCCUUCCCGCCGUUGCGUGCAUGUCCGAGCGGUGCGCAGCUCCCCGCGGUGCUGGACCAGCUGGCGUUACAGGAGCCCUGAUGUCUUCAUCUGACUCCCCGCAGUUGUUGAUGGAGUGUCUGUCUCAGAUUUCCAGACAGGGUCCCAAAAGCAGUACCCAGAGCCAGCUCCCGCUGCCAGGCGGCGCUCCCCGCGCCUCGGGCCGCUCCCACCGCUGUUGAGCGCGGCUCCGGGUUCGCGGCGCCACUCCUGCCGCGGCCACAGCACCUGCGGCGAAGGCGGAGGCCGCCGGGGCUUGUGCUAGCGGCUCCCCUCUGCCUCCAUCCAGACUUGCGACCUUGCAACCCCGCCCAUCUCCACGCCUCCCCCCCGCGCAAAGAGAGUCCCGGCGGUCGGACCCCGACCUGGCCCACAUGCAUCGCCUGUCCGGCCGCUCGGCUCCCCGGCGUUAAUGUCCAUCUCGGGUCCGACGAGACCAGCUCAGAGGGGCCUGUGUUGGAAGGAGAUCUAAGAUGAAGUUAUGGGAUUUUGUGGCUGUCUGCAUGGUGCUGCUCAACACGGUCUCCACCUCGCCCCUGCCCAUCAGUAAGAUGCCUCCCAAGGGGCCCCCUUCAGUGGUAGAGGGGCCUGAAGAUGAUCUCUCCCCCAUCAGCCUGCUGCGUCCCUAUGCUGUGCACAGUGACUCUAAUAUGCCAGAGGAUUAUCCAGAUCAGUUUGAUGAGGUAGUGGACUUUAUUCAAGCCACCAUUAAAAGACUGAGGAGGUCGCCGGAUAAACAGACUCCGAUUUUUUCUAGGCGGGAGAGGAACCAGCAAAAUGCGCCCACAAACAUAGAGAAUUCCAGCAAAAAGGGAAGGAAGAAUCAAAAGGGCAAAAAUCGAGGAUGUGUCUUAACAGAAAUACAUUUAAAUGUGACUGACUUGGAUUUGGGAUAUGAAACCAAAGAAGAGCUAAUUUUCCGGUAUUGCAGUGGAUCUUGUGAUGCAGCCGAGACCACGUAUGACAAAAUUUUAAAAAAUUUAGCCAGAAAGAAAAAGCUAGUCACUGACAAAGUAAGGCAAGCUUGUUGCAGACCCACAGCCUUUGAUGAUGACCUGUCCUUUUUGGAUGAUAACCUCAUUUACCACAUACUGAAAAAACAUUCUGCAAAAAGAUGUGGAUGUGUCUGACUGCUGUGCACUGGAGGCGGCUCCAGUUUUGCAUUCCUGCUAUGAUGCAAAGAGAGGGACCAAGGUUCCUGGGGAAGCAUCUGCUCAGAGUGGAGAAAAGAGGACCAAGAACACAGAACAAGGGGUUGUGGGAACCUGGGGGGUGCAUGAGGUGGCGUAGGAGGAUGGAGGCUUUUGAAGUCCUAUGGGAAAGUAAAUAAAAGCUCAGGUGGAGAUGCUGACAGCUGGGUGGUGCACACACUCCCUUUCCCAUUUGACACAACCCACUGUCAGUGAGACUCGGAUCCAUGAGGAAUGGGCUUAAAAGCACAACCCUGCUGUACCACGCUGUGUUAUAAUUAACCCAUCCAUGCCAGGAAGCUUAGCUGAGAAGUAGCUUAGGAGUACCUUACUCAUCCCCUGCGCCCUCAGCUUUACUGAAAGAUACAUUGCAAUAUUGCUCAUUGGUCUACACAAAACAUAUUUCUUUUGGUUUACAAAGGGCUAACGUCACUUGCAUAACUACAUUUCUGUUUGGUCAUUGUGAGUGAGCAGAGACUAUUUGAUGCAAUGCAUCCAUUCAGAGACAUAAAUAUACAGAAUAUAUUUAUUGAGCUUAAGUUAUUGUUAUUUAUUACAGUCCAGUAAUGAGUCUCCUUAUUUAUUGUUUCUUUUCAAAGGUGCCAAACUAGAAGGUGCUUGGAAGAUACAGAGAGACAAUUAAGUUGGGAACAACGGACCAUGCUUUUGAUUGAAAGUGUUAAC
Molecule: messenger RNA, 2714 nt
Organism: Phalacrocorax carbo (great cormorant)
Lineage: Eukaryota; Metazoa; Chordata; Aves; Suliformes; Phalacrocoracidae
Source: RefSeq, a predicted model, not a curated record